AUCCAGCAACUAUCACUCGAAUACUGCUUAGCCAUUUCAACUGGGAUAAGGAGAAGCUGAUGGAGAGGUACUUCGAUGGCAACUUGGAGAAGCUCUUUGCAGAGUGUCAUGUAAUUAAUCCAAGUAAAAAGUCUCGAACGCGCCAGAUGAACACAAGGUCAUCAGCCCAGGAUAUGCCUUGUCAGAUCUGCUAUCUCAACUACUCAAACUCGUACUUUACUGGCCUAGAGUGUGGACACAAGUUCUGUAUGCAGUGCUGGAGCGAAUAUUUAACUACCAAAAUAAUGGAGGAAGGCAUGGGACAGACCAUUUCAUGCCCUGCUCAUGGCUGUGAUAUCUUAGUCGAUGACAAUACAGUUAUGCGUUUGAUCACAGAUUCCAAGGUUAAAUUAAAGUACCAGCAUUUAAUAACCAAUAGUUUUGUAGAGUGUAAUCGACUGUUAAAAUGGUGUCCUGCCCCAGAUUGCCACCACGUUGUUAAAGUCCAAUAUCCUGAUGCUAAACCCGUUCGCUGCAAGUGUGGACGUCAGUUUUGCUUUAACUGCGGUGAAAACUGGCAUGAUCCUGUUAAAUGCAAGUGGUUAAAGAAAUGGAUUAAGAAGUGUGAUGAUGACAGUGAAACUUCUAAUUGGAUUGCAGCAAACACAAAGCAGCGGCUGCUGCGUUCUGGGACCGGCUGUGUGUUUUUCAUUGACCUGGAAUGUUGCGUUAUGGUGAAAGCAGAAACACCCAUCGUGCUGAAGUGCACAGUUAAAAGUCGGGCUGAAAUUGUGCGGUUUCGGCUGCUUCUCUCUGUUUCGUUCUGCGCUUUCCCCGCUAACGGUCACGUCACCAUCGAGAAGGACGGGGGCUGCAACCACAUGGUCUGUCGGAACCAGAACUGCAAAGCGGAGUUCUGCUGGGUGUGUCUGGGCCCCUGGGAGCCCCACGGAUCUGCCUGGUACAACUGUAAUCGCUACAAUGAGGAUGAUGCAAAGGCAGCAAGGGAUGCACAGGAGCGAUCCAGAGCAGCCCUGCAGAGGUACCUGUUCUACUGCAACCGCUAUAUGAACCACAUGCAGAGCCUGCGCUUUGAGCACAAGCUCUAUGCUCAGGUGAAGCAGAAAAUGGAGGAGAUGCAGCAGCACAACAUGUCGUGGAUCGAGGUGCAGUUCCUGAAGAAAGCAGUCGACGUCCUCUGCCAGUGUCGUGCCACACUCAUGUACACUUACGUCUUUGCCUUCUACCUCAAAAAGAAUAAUCAGUCCAUUAUCUUUGAGAAUAACCAAGCAGACUUAGAGAAUGCUACGGAGGUGCUUUCCGGGUACCUUGAGCGAGAUAUAUCCCAAGAUUCGCUGCAAGACAUAAAGCAGAAAGUACAGGAUAAGUACAGAUACUGCGAGAGUCGACGAAGGGUUUUGUUGCAGCACGUGCAUGAAGGCUACGAGAAGGACCUGUGGGAGUACAUUGAGGACUGAGACUGGCCCCGCAUAAAACGAACUCUGAAACCUUUACCAUCUAGAGUGCUCAUGCGAUUCAAAUAAAACACACACAAGGCGCUACGCCUGUUACACCGCUGGUCUGUAGUACUGGGAUUCUGUUUUGUUAACAGAAAAUUUAAGUAAAUUAUAUUGUAAUAAAAAAAAAGGUAGAUAAACCAUUGUACAACAGUAUUCUAGGCGGCCAAUAAGAGUGUGCAGACGCACUAAAAAAAAAAACAAACCCUCCAACUUUAACUUGUAACGUAGCUUCAUUCUCCAAGCCGACUCCUUUUUCUUUUCUAUCUUUCUUUUCCUGUGUGUAGUACAGAUAAAAAUUUAAACCAGUUUCUUGACACUGCUUUUCAUGUCCAAACCAGCCAUUUUGAUGUACUUUGGUAAGGGAGGGGUGGGGGGGGCCCUCCCGCCCCCCCCCCCUCCUCCUCUCUGCCACCCAAGUAUACGGAUGAAUGUCGAUUGGCUCGUUGUAAAGAUGAUUUUUGGGGGAGGGGAGGAGGGGGGGGGUACACAGCAAGGAAGGAGGAAAAAAAAAAACCAACAAAAAACCUUUGUAUAUGACUUUUAAAACAAAAAGAGGACAACACAGUAUUUUUCAAAGUUGUAUAUAGCGCAUAUGCAUGGACAAAGAGCAAGCGUGGCACGUGUUUGCAUAAUGUUUAAUUACAAAAAAAUAUUUAUUCUUUAAAAAUCUUCAAGAUUA
Charadrius vociferus (killdeer) is the source of this 2178-nucleotide messenger RNA. It is a transcript of the gene ARIH1, whose product is annotated as ariadne RBR E3 ubiquitin protein ligase 1. The transcript has 14 exons. The record is from RefSeq and is a predicted model, not a curated record. Bases 60 to 1457 code for a protein of 465 amino acids. NCBI's taxonomy places the organism in Eukaryota, Metazoa, Chordata, Aves, Charadriiformes, Charadriidae. Gene Ontology annotation, biological process: positive regulation of proteasomal ubiquitin-dependent protein catabolic process; ubiquitin-dependent protein catabolic process; protein polyubiquitination. Gene Ontology annotation, cellular component: nucleus; cytoplasm; ubiquitin ligase complex. Gene Ontology annotation, molecular function: zinc ion binding; ubiquitin conjugating enzyme binding; ubiquitin protein ligase activity.